AUGCUCGCCUUUGCUGCUCGUCGAAUUGCUUACACAUUGUCUUCUCGUAUCGGUCAAGUCUUAGUAACAUCUCUUUCACGUACGCCGAUGACUCUGGUUCGACCACUAUCGUUAACUCCGGUCUCCCAUAAUUUUCCGAAUAUGCAACAAAUGAUGGACGAACUAUCGAAAAAUCCGAAAGCAAUGGCACUUUUUCAAGCAAUCAAAAAGGAUCCGAAGAUUAUGCAUGCAGUACAAGACUUAAUUGAAACAAUGAGCCGAAAAGGUUACAUUGAUUUGAAAAAUCCUACCAAACAACCAAGUCUUGCCAUGCUUGCUGACAAUGAAAUUCGUACGAAAUUGUUUGAAUUAGUGAGAUUAUUAGCUGCUGCUGGUGUAUUCGAUACAAAAGCUGGCGCCAAUCCACUGGAAGCAUUUUCUAAUGUGAUAGGUCUUUUGAUGCCUUCGUCGUCAAAAGACAAGGGGAAGGAUCGUUUAGCCGAUGGAAAACAGUCUUCUUCUUCUUCGGCACCAAAAUAUGAGUUCACAUACGAUGCCACAGGAAAAGAGAAGAAAGUUCAAUCAACUGAAGACACUGCAAGAGCAUGGGCAGACAAAUUCAAGAAAAUGUUCAAAUAA
This is a messenger RNA of Adineta ricciae, 618 nucleotides long. NCBI's taxonomy places the organism in Eukaryota, Metazoa, Rotifera, Eurotatoria, Adinetida, Adinetidae. The record is from the annotation of a GenBank genome assembly.